CCGGGGGCGCGUGCAGGGCCGGGGGGCCUGCAGGCCUGGAAUAAGUGACUGCACGUGGGCCUCCUGGCACGCUGGUGCGCUGCGUCUGGGAGUCGCGGCCGGAGUGGAUGAAGGUCGGGGGCCUCUGGGAUGCAGCACCGUGCGUCUGGCAGCUCCCAGGUCUCCAACGACAGCGCCUGAAAGCGGCCUCGGGGUCACUCGCUCACCAGUCUUCCCUCCUGCCAAUCUUCCUGUCCCGGCUCCAUUAGUUCUCCCUGGACUCUGGACGUCACUGACCCAUGAGAGGCGCAUUCAGUGCUCUGGCAGCUGGAAGGAGCAUUUGGCUAACAUGAUGUGUAUUCAUCUCCCUCCUGGAACCUCAUGUGAAGAACCAGAGAAUGGGACAGCCGAGUGAAGAGGUCUGGAAGUACCUCCCUCCCACUGCAUCCUAUAAAAAGGAAACAACAGGUGUGGCACAGUCCUCAGCAGACGAAGAAAUGAGAAAAAUACCAAAUAAUGGGAACCUCAAGAUGACGAAGGUGGCGUAUCCCAUGGGGCUGUUUGUGUGCCUGUUCAUCUACAUUGCCUAUAUCAAGUGGCACUGGGCCUCAGCCACCCAGGCCUUCUUCAGCAUCACUGAGGCAGCUGCGGGGGCCAGGAGGGGCCAGCAGGCCCAAGGUCCCUUGGGGACUACUGCACAUGGUCACAAGGUUUUCUACGGCAUCAUGUUUGACGCGGGAAGCACUGGCACCCGAGUGCAUGUCUUCCAGUUCACCUGGCAGCCUGGAGAAACUCCCACCUUGACCCAUGAAACCUUCAAAGCACUGCAGCCGGGUCUUUCUGCUUAUGCUGAUGAUGUUGAAAAGUAUCACUUGGAGAUCAAGUACUAUCAGGAUGUGAAGAGCUUCUUUGAUUUUUCUGGCUGGAUGAGCACUCCAGGUAUUCAGGAAUUACUGGACGUUGCUAAACAAGACAUUCCUUUUGACUUCUGGAAAGCCACCCCCUUGGUCCUCAAGGCCACAGCCGGCUUACGUCUGUUACCAGGAGAAAAAGCUCAGAAUUUGCUACAAAAGGUGAAAGAAGUGUUUAAGGCAUCACCUUUCCUUGUAGGGGAUGACUGCGUUUCCAUCAUGAACGGAACAGACGAAGGCAUUUCAGCCUGGAUCACGGUCAACUUCCUAAUAGGCAGUUUGAAAACCGCGGGAAGCAGCAGUGUGGGCAUGCUGGAUUUGGGCGGAGGGUCCACUCAGAUCACUUUCCUUCCAAGAGUCCAGGGCACCCUUCAGACCUCCCCACCUGGCUACCUGACGUCACUGCAGAUUUUUAAUAGGACCUACAAGCUCUAUUCUUACAGCUACCUGGGGCUCGGAUUGAUGUCAGCGCGGCUGGCGAUUCUCGGUGGUGUAGAGGGGAAACCUGCAGAGGAUGGAAAGGAGUUGGUCAGCCCUUGUUUGUCUCCGAGUUUCAAAGGAGAGUGGGAACAUGCCGAAAUAACAUACAGAAUUUCAGGACAGAAAGCAGCAGUGAACCUCCACCAGCUGUGUGCCAGCAGAGUGUCGGAAAUCCUUCAGAACAAAGUGCACAGAACGGAAGAAGUGAAGGAUGUGGAUUUUUAUGCUUUUUCCUACUAUUAUGACCUUGCAGCAAAUGUUGGCUUUAUAGAUGCAGAGAAGGGAGGCAGCCUAGUCGUCGGAGACUUUGAGAUUGCAGCCAAGUAUGCUGUCUCACCCCCAGUAUGCCGGACAGUGGAGAACCAACCACAGAGCAACCCCUUCAUGUGCAUGGAUCUCACUUAUAUCAGCUUGCUGCUCCAAAAUUUUGGCUUCCCAGAGAACAAAGUGCUGAAGCUGACUCGGAAAAUCGACAGUGUUGAGACCAGCUGGGCUCUGGGAGCCAUUUUUCAUUAUAUCGACUCCCUGAAUAGACAGAAGAGUUGGGCCACGUAGUGGCUGAGCUGCCUGCUGUCCUCAACAACAGUGGCUCUGUCUCUGCAAGAACAGACCCUUUGGGAUCCUUUGAUGUGUUGGGAGGAGGCCACAACUCGAGCUGAGACUACUCCGCUUCCUUGCAGCCUUGCAGACCUGCCCUUGGACGGGCAGAGGCCUGGAACUUGACUCAGGCCCAACACCUCAUCGUACCUGCCUCAGCUCCAGGUGGAAAAUUAACUAGACAGGGAGAGGACGCAUGCCAAGGCCAGGAUGAUGCAUUCCCAUUGUUCCUAUCUUUCCCAUCUGCAGGGUUGGGCAGCUAUGACAUGCAUCCCUGUGAAUAGAGUCUUGUUUUGUGUCCCCACACCUGUCUACCCUCUACCUCCUCCCCCUAGGGCAGACCUUCACCUUCUUCCCAAGAGUCGGUGGGGAGGUUGUGCAGGCUGUCCUGGCUACCCUCAGGGUGAGCUGAGUGGGAAUCAUCAUGCCCUCUGGAGUGGUGGGUCGGGCAGGAUGCUGUAAACUCUGGACUUGAAGGUGUUCAUUCCUCCUUGGGUGUGGACAGGUGAAGUCAUCCAAAGGCCUGUUUCCUCAGUCCUUGGAUGGCUCAGGGUUAACUGCCGGAAUUGAAACUAUGAAUAGGAGGAAGGGCUGAGGGAAAUACCUCUUUAUGGCCCUCAUGUGCCCCAGCUCUUCAAGAAAGCCUGAAUGUGAGUGUGAACUGUAAAAUAUUUAUGGCUGUGCUGCAUGAGUGACGUCUGUCGUGCAGUGCUGAGUGCUUGUGUGGCCACUGUGUUCUGAGCCCCAGUGUAUGUAUUGCUGCUGUGAGCUGUGUACAGCCGAGCAAUAUAAGAGACACAACCCCCCUCAGGUCAGCUGGCACCGCAGUUCCCAGAACUGCCCUCUUGGAACUGCUUUCUCGUGGCUCUUCCCUCUUUAGCUCCACAGGACACUGACUUGGCCCUCCAGUGUCUAUGUUGCAGGAUCCGUCAAGGGGAGACGUGGGCUGAAUGCUGUGCACAGUGUGGUCCCAGGUUCACAGUCAUCUGUGGUGAAUGUACCAAUAUGCAGGAUAAGCCAACCUCAUAUGUUUCACUCAAAAUAAAGGUUUACAAGGAUUA
This is a messenger RNA of Pteropus alecto (black flying fox), 3028 nucleotides long. RefSeq names its product ectonucleoside triphosphate diphosphohydrolase 6 (putative) (gene ENTPD6). Gene Ontology annotation, biological process: nucleoside diphosphate catabolic process. The record is from RefSeq and is a predicted model, not a curated record. Gene Ontology annotation, cellular component: Golgi apparatus; membrane. The coding region runs from base 378 to 1925 and encodes 515 amino acids. The transcript is spliced from 16 exons. Gene Ontology annotation, molecular function: UDP phosphatase activity; GDP phosphatase activity. NCBI's taxonomy places the organism in Eukaryota, Metazoa, Chordata, Mammalia, Chiroptera, Pteropodidae.